Messenger RNA from Fraxinus pennsylvanica, 2703 nucleotides. Lineage: Eukaryota; Viridiplantae; Streptophyta; Magnoliopsida; Lamiales; Oleaceae. The record is from the annotation of a GenBank genome assembly.
AUGGAACUGGAUAGAGUUUAUGAUGAACUAGAUGGAGUUAAAGUAGAGGUGAAAAAGCUCAGAGAAGAAUGCCGAGCCAAAGCAGAUCUGACUGAUAGAUUAAGGAAAUCUUAUAUUGAACAAUUAGCGAAAUUUCAAGAGGCGAAGUUCGAGAUAGAAAGACAGGGCCGGGAACUAAAUGCCAGGUCUGAGGAAAUUUGCGAGGUUAGGCAACUAUAUGAGCAACUCAAUUCCAGUUUGCACCAAAAGGACUUGAAUCUUCAGCAGCUUACUUUUGCAAAUGAAAAGGUUCGAGUAGAUCAUGGUGAGAAAAUUCUAAAAUUGGAGGGUGAAAACAGAGAUUUGGUGUUGGCUUUAGAUGAAACAUCAGCAAGAAUCCAGGAUCUGGAGAGAAAAAUAUGUCUUAGUGAUGAAGAAAUUUCUGGUCUUAAGAGGCUUCUAUCAGUUAAACCACAAAAGAGAGAGAGAUCUAUUUACCUGAAAGAGAGAGAUGAAUAUAUACUUAAACUGGAAGAAGAAUGCAGGAUUGCUCAAGAUCAGUUGAAAUGGAAAAAUGAACAAUUUUUACACCUUGAAGAAGCACACAGGAAGCUUCAAGAUCAGUUCCAGACUCGUAAGGUGGAGCGGGAGCAGGAUAAAUCUGCACUUCUUCAAGAAAUUGGUUCGUUGCAAGCUAGUUUGGAUUCUCAGACUCUAUUAUCAGAAAGCUUAGAGACUCGGUUGAGGAUGAGUAAUCAGGCCUUGGUUCAUGAAGAAAACACAAGAAAAGCUCUUGAAACUUUGGUGUCUGAAUGCAGAUCAAGUUUUGAAAAUGUCUUCCUGGAGUGUCAAGAAGCAAAACUAAAGAUUGAGCAGUCGACCAUUAAAAGGGAUGAGGAAAUUGGAGAGCUACACAACUUGCUAAGAGCAAAAGAGAUACUUAAUGAUGAGAUGAAAUACAGAACUGCACAGCUAGAGCAAGAAAACCAAGAACUGCUGGGGUCCAUUGAACAAAUUCAAGAGGCUCAGCUCCAUAAUACAGCUGCGUCUUCUUCAUUCAAAAAAUUUCAACACGAACUUCAAAAUUUGGAGCAGUUGCAUAGCAUAUGUGCUUUAAACCUCAAAGAAAAGGAAGCUGAAUGGAGUAAUCAGAUAGAAAAACUGAUGGGGGAUUUGAAAUACUGCAUUUCGAAAUCAGAUGGUAAAAGUAAAAAAAUAAGAGAACUCAGCAAGGAGUUGGAAGAUUGCCACAGUAUGUUGGAGGUACAGAAUGAGGAGAAUUAUAUAAUGAUCUUGGUGUUGAAAUCAGAAUUCGAUGUUUCUUGUUCGAAGCUGCAUGAUGAAAAUGCUAAGCUGGAGUUGUGUAUCAAACGAAGUGAAGAGAAGGACAUGCUUCUAUCACAGCAAUUGAAAGUAAAAAAGGGGGAGCUACAUAAAGUUCAUGCCAAUUUGAAGCAGAGAGAUAACGAAAUAGCAGUUUUACUAGAGAAGGUCGAGUCUGUAGAUUUUUUAAAACAGAAGGUGAAUCUCUUGGGGAAAAAACUUGGAAAGCAUAAAGAUAUUCUUGAUGAAUUAUCUGAAUGUCGAUAUCAUUUUGAAGAACAAGUUAUACACAUGGAAAAUACCCUAACAGAGCACGGUAGACAUAUUCAUGAAGCUUUAGAAAUAGUAAAUACUGAGCUGGCAAAGAAAAUUGGCGAAGUUGAGAAAACCGAGAUUGAGUUGCAGAAGUUGCAAUCUGUAGCAGAAAAUCUGAAACUAGUGCUUCGUGAAGACCAUGAAGCUCAUAAGCAAAAUAAUGCCUGCCUUAUUGGCAUUGUGAAAGACAAGGAUGCCCAAAUUGGCAAUUUGCAGGAACAGAUUCGUAUCCUGCUAUUGGAAAUUAUAGCCAAAACAGAGGCUGCAGAAACACUCAAGCAAGAGAAGAAUAAUUAUUUACAAAUUGCAGAAGAUAGGAACUGCAUCAUAGAAAGUCUUCAGAAAGAGAUUGCUCGACUAGAGCAAGCGUUGGCUGAAAGCGAAGUUGUACUUCUUGCUGGAUUGGAUGCUCAUAAAGCUCUUGUGCAGAAGGAGGAGACAGUAUCAUUGAUUAUGAAAGAGAAAGAUCAGAGCAUACAAAAUCUUCAGAAACAUGCUGAAUCUUUGGAAGAAAACUUUAGUAAUGCCCUGAUCUCUUUCGCCGAAAAGGAAAAUAAGCUUGAUGAAGAUUUACGGAGAGCUGAGGAUCAGCAAAUUCUAGAGAUUGAAGAGAGAAACAAGAUAAUUGACAACCUGCAGAAAGAAGCAAACUAUUUACUCCAGAAACUGGAAUUUCAAGAAAAACGAUUUAUUAAUUCAAAGCAAGAGGCCUUGCAGCUUGAAGUUUUAUUGCAAGAGAAGAAAUCAGAAACAGAAGAGCUGAAAGGUCAACUUGGGGAUGAGAAAGAGCGCCUUGAGGUUCUAAUUAAGGAUCUCAAGUCCCAUAAGGAAACUUUGCUUGAAGUCAUCAUGAAAGCAUCUGUUGAUAGGGAGGAUUUACUUGCACAAAUGGAAGGAAUUUACGGACAAAUUGGUGCAUUUUGCUGUAAAGAUGUUAAACUGAUGGGAAUGCUGGGGAAGAUGAUGCAACUUUCUGAGGAAAAAAGUGUGCUGGCAAUGAAUGUUGAAAUCACAUGUUCUCCCUCAAGAAAAGCAGGUGAAGAAUAUAUCAAACAAAGAACUCCAUUAUCAGAGCGCAAUGGUUAG